ACAACAGCAACACCAACAAAUAACUUGUGGGAAAAUGGCGGACGGAAAGUUGCUGCUGGAAGUGAAAAAUGAUGUUAAAUUCAAGAAAACCGAAGGAACAUUGCGUCUUUUAAAGAAUAAACUCGCGUGGAUACAAAAGGGCGAAACUGUGCCUAAAUUCGAAUGUCUUUACUCUGACAUUAAAGUGCAAAGAAUAAGCCCAGAUUCUAGCUCAAAAGUUCAACUUCAGAUUAUGCUCCACGACGAAAGAUCAUCAAAUUUUCAUUUUGCCUCGCCAAAGGGAAGGGACUAUCAGUUCAAACAAAGAGAUGAAGUGAAGAAUUUAUUGGCUCAGCUAAUUCCAGCUCAUAGAAAUAAAGUUAACAGAGAAAUUGAAGAAAAAACCAAGAUGCUAAAAGAGAAACCAGAACUCUACCAGUUGUACAAAGAUCUCGUAAAAGGUGGCAUUAUAACGGCAGAAGAAUUUUGGGAAAACAGAAAAAUGGGUCUUGGAAUAACAGACAAUGGGGCAAAGCAAUCUACUGGAAUUUCAUCAGGAUUUCUAGCCGAAAUAAAACCAGAUACCCAUGGGUGCAACGAACUAAGGUUUAAUCUCACUGCGGACAGUAUUGAGGCAAUAUUCAAAACAUACCCAGCAGUACAACGAAAAUAUGAGUCUUCAGUUCCCCACGAGCUUUCAGAGGAAAAAUUCUGGACUGAUUUUUUCCGAUCUCGACAUUUUCAUCGAGAUCGUUAUACUACUACGAAAUCGUCUAAAGACCUGUUUGGCGAGUGUGCAGAACGCGACGAAGAGCAGCAGCUUAGAGAAAGCAUUAAGAAUAUAGGAGACCCAACAUUAGAUCUUACAAAUACAGAUGCCGAUAUAGAAGAGGGUUACGGUCAAGGAAUGCACACACCGCUAACAACGAGCUGUACGCCGUUGAUCAGGAAAUUCAACCACCAGAGUCUCAUGGUGCUCAAAUCGUCAUCAAAAAGACAUCUUGAUGCAGACGAAAAUGAAAGCAAAAAAUCGGAGAUAAAGAAAGCAAAGUUACAAGAUGCAACAGAGUAUGAAGAUCUGGAAAAUCAGGCUACACAUAUUGUUCAAAACUUGAAGAUCUUAGAUGCUGACAAAUUUGCACCUGGAAUUACAAAAAAGGGGAAUAAUAUGGAUGGCGGAGAAGACAUGCUUGAAUCAGAUGCAAUCCAAAGUUUCAAAUUUUUACAGAAAAAGGUUACUGAAUGGCAGCCAAAUUUGCCACAGGUCCUAACCCACGAACAAGCCUGUGCCGCAUUGUCAGAGAUUUCACCCGGUAGUAAAUUGGUUAGCAUGUCCUUAAAGGGCGGAAAUGCUCAUCAAUUGUCAUCAUCAGUACAAAGUGAAUGGAAGCAACAAUACUUAUCAUUAGCAGAGGUUUUACGUCAUUUCUGGUCAUGCUUCCCCAUCAAAUCUGCACAACUUGAAGAGAAGGUUUCAAGAAUGAAAAGCUGCCUCGAAAAGUUCCGCGAUACAAAAAUAGCAGAUUUUAAGUCAAAGCUCCCGGAUUCAAAUACAAAUCUUGUCGAUCAUCUUCAUCAACAAAUUGAUGCUGCAUUAGAAAAAUACAACACAUGGCAACAGCGUCGUGUAGCACGAUGAAAAAGGACUUCUUUAGGUUUAAAAUAAUUUAUCUGCCAUGCUAGUCCGUUGUUUGUCCUCAGUGUUGCAAUGAACAAUGAUUUGGCCUAAAUCUUGCCAUCUUGGUGAAACAUUUGUUGAGUGUCAGACACAAUAUGGAGAUGAAUUUUAGAAGAGAUAUCAAGAACAAUUUUGAUAUGCUUGAUAACGGAUUUGAAGUGACAUGAACUUCAAGAAUAUUUCAGUAUCUAAUUUAUGUACAUGUUGACGAAGGAAACCUUCUUGGAUCAGUCGUUCAAAUGCUGUUUAAAAUGUAUUUCUUUACCACCAGGAAAAUGACUGCCAUUUGCUUAAAACGACUAUAAAGAGUAUGAGAUUUGAUAAUGCUGUGCUGUGUGGCCAAAACUGGCAUCCAAAACGUUGAACAGCUGUUGCUUUUUGCAUUCUUUUCUAUGUCUGUCAUCUCAAGUUAGGUCUUUUUGCUUUCUUGGAAAGUUUGUAGCACAGCAUGUGAGCUGUAAGUAACCAAUACUUUGAAAAAUUUACAAAAAAAUAUUGUCAGCAGUUUCGCAAGUAAUUUUCGAUAAAAAUUGUUGUCCA
Molecule: messenger RNA, 2197 nt
Organism: Rhopilema esculentum
Lineage: Eukaryota; Metazoa; Cnidaria; Scyphozoa; Rhizostomeae; Rhizostomatidae
Product: general transcription factor IIH subunit 1
Biological process (GO): DNA-templated transcription; nucleotide-excision repair
Cellular component (GO): transcription factor TFIIH core complex
Source: RefSeq, a predicted model, not a curated record